This is a messenger RNA of Hyphopichia burtonii NRRL Y-1933, 1909 nucleotides long. RefSeq lists its product as uncharacterized. The transcript has a single exon. NCBI's taxonomy places the organism in Eukaryota, Fungi, Ascomycota, Pichiomycetes, Serinales, Debaryomycetaceae. Gene Ontology annotation, molecular function: dynein light chain binding; dynein heavy chain binding. The record is from RefSeq and is a predicted model, not a curated record. Gene Ontology annotation, biological process: transport along microtubule. Bases 47 to 1909 code for a protein of 620 amino acids. Gene Ontology annotation, cellular component: cytoplasmic dynein complex.
CUACAAUAGCUUCGUUCUUGAGGACUUCGCUUAGAAGAAAGGAUCAAUGGAUAGACAGUCACUAUUAGAGAAGAAAAGACAACGUUUGCAAGAAUUGAAGCAGCGAAGGCUAGGUGAAUCCGGUACAACUCUGGAAAACACAUCAUUCGAAGAUAUUGCCGACACUCUCAAACAACAGCCCAGUGAAGCCAGACAAGUUAGUGUUGCUAUUCAAACAGACCAAUUUCCAAAACCAAAUCAUUCAGAUCCUGAGUCAUACGUGCCUGGUCAAUUCACCCGAUCAGAAGGUGUGGUUACCUUUGAUAAGGGUAUACAAGUUGAGCCAUUGAUUCUUGACGAUGAAAACUUGGAAGAAACAUUACUAGAACCCCAGGCUAAGGAAUUGCCAUUAGUGACUGAGGAUGAGAAACUUGGGAAUGGUGAACAUGAAGCUGCCGAAGUUGAAGUUGAAGUGAACCAAGAGCUUUUACAAUCACUUAAAAGAUUGAACAAGGUGAUUGCAAAGGACCCAGGCUAUCCUUCCCUAUUUGCUGACUUUGCUAAAACCGUUCCCAUCGCUGAGGGUGUAGACGAUGCAGAGACUGAAAAAUUAAAGACCCCCUUCCAUAUUGAACAAAGCUUACCACCUAUUGAAGGAAGAAGCAUAACUUCGAUUGAUAUAUCGAAUUAUCUUUCUGGACUAUUGGUCGUUUCGUAUUCUGGCACUUCAAAAACUAAAAAAUCUGUGAAUUCAGAAACAUGUUCAUCUCGCAUACGCCAUUCUCCUGGUUUGGCAGUCAUUUAUAGCAUUAAAGAAGACAAGCCAUUUCCUGAGAUGUUUUUAGAAUGCACAUCUCCUAUCAGUAGGGUGAGAUUUGAUAGAUCGACUCCUUCUAAAAUAAUUGGUGGCUUAAUUACAGGUAAGAUAGUCAUUUGGGAUUUAGCUGACAUUAAAGAGGAUAAAAUCGGUAUUUUACCAACUUUGAAAUCGUCUGUUAUAUCCUCAAUUGGAUCAACAUUGGCGAAUAGAAAGGAUGAAAGUAGUGUCAGACUUAUACACCAUACUUCUCCUAUCAUGUAUAUUGAUCAACUUUUCAGUGAUCACAGCUCAUCAAUCCUCACAAUCUCAAACGACGGAGUCAUAAAUGUUUGGUCGAGUAAUUUACUUGAAACUCCAAAACUCAAUUCAAUCAAAUUAUAUGCAACAACAGAAGCCAAAUACUUAAACUCCAGUUUCAUUGAGCCUGUGACAGUCGAAACAGCAUUAACUAUUGGUGGUAAUUCGAAUGAUUUGAUGAAGCAUUCCAAGUCUUCUGCAUCACAUGAUCCUGAAUAUAGAUUUAUGGAUAAACUACUAGUAGGAUCUAAUUCGGGAGUAAUUUAUGCAUUAGAAAAUAAUAAAGAAAGUGGUUUUAUUAAAUCAGUUCAUGAGAAUGAAUUAGAAGGCGAAACAAGUCAUGCUAAUAAGAUCGUGACAAUGAUUGAAUUAUCUCAUAGAAAUCAGUCUUACUUAUUGACUUCACAUCUUAAUUGGACAUUACAGUUAUGGGACCUUAUCGAAAAAGAACCAGUUCUUACUAUACCAACAUCAUCUAUAAUAACAGCCGCGUGCGUAAGACCUGGAUUCCCACUUCAGUUUGUGACUGUUGGUACAUUUGAUGAGAGUGAAGUGAAACCAACUAUUCAAUUUUGGGACUUAAAUUGUAGAUUAAUGAACCCAAUUACAGAAUUACCUUUGGUAACAGAUGAAGAGGUUCUUACUGCAACCAGCAUUUUAUUUAAUGACUUGGGGAAUAAAUUAAUAAUUGGGUUUAGUGAUGGUUCUGCAACAGUUUGGUCAAUUGAUGAUGAGGCAAUAAAUGAGACUAUUGAGAAUAAUGGAAAUCUUGACGUUGAUGAAGGAUUUACUAGUUUAAUGGCCCAGUCAUAA